GCAGCACCAGGCAGCACUCGGCAGUCGGCAGCAGCCAGUUUCCACUACCAGUCUGUCCUUGCUACGCGUCGGCGACGUCGGCGUUCGUUUCGGUUGCCGUACUCUUGUGACUCACCUCUCCUUCGCCGGAGGCAGUGAAUUAAACGGUGUUUUUCAUCGUUAUCAUACGUCACAACGCAGUAGUUCUCUUGUAAUUCAGCAAACGACCUCAGGUUCUUCCGUUGCGACAGUUUAAUUCUUGAAUAGAAAAAAUGAGCCACGGUUACCAAGGACCACCUGUUCAAUUUCCGGGACGAGCACGACCACCAACAUCGUUUGGAGCUCCACCUGGUGCACCCUCUGCCCCUAAUGCUCCAUCUCAUUCUUCGAUGGGCUUCUCAAAUGCUCCACCAACAUCUUUUGGCAUGCCUCAACCACACUCUCAGGCUCCUUGUCCAAUACAGCCCUCGUAUCCUUUCCCUGAUAAUACACCCGCUCAAACCUAUCCACCGCAACAAAUGCCAUAUCCCCAAGCUAUAGCCAAGUAUUAUCACCCUAACGCACACUCUAAUCAAUCUGCACCGUCUCCUUAUCCAAUACAGCCCUCGUAUCCUUUCCCUGAUAAUACACCCGCUCAAACCUAUCCACCGCAACAAAUGCCAUAUCCCCAAUCUAUAGCCAAGUAUUAUCCCCCUAACGCACACUCUAAUCAACAGCAAAAUUAUAAUCCAUAUCCUAAUCUUCAAACAGCACCAGAUGCUAAAGAUUAUUUUAGUAAUAUAACUCCUUCUGAACCAAAUGCACACACAGCUAGUUCAAUUCCAUACCAAAGUGGUAGCUAUCCCGGGGGGCAGGGGGUGAGCUCACAAUAUCCCUAUGCUGCUAAUCCUCCUACUGCUGCUACUCGUGGUACUACCCCAGCCCCCCGGAGAAAUCAGUUUACGCCUAAGACUUCUCCCACGGUGGUACCUUACGACGGCUUUGAUGCCAGAGCAGAUGCUGAAACUUUAAGAAAAGCUAUGAAAGGAUUUGGCACCGAUGAAAAAGCUAUUAUUCAUGUUCUUGCAAAUCGUAGUAACCUACAGCGCCAAGAAAUUACAACUCAAUUUAAGACCCUUUAUGGAAAAGAUCUGAUAAAGGACUUGAAAUCUGAGCUGUCAGGAAACUUCGAAAACCUCGUUCUUGCCUUGAUGAUGCCCCUGCCUCAAUUUUAUGCUAAAGAACUCCAUGAUGCAACGUCUGGUCUUGGUACUGAUGAGACGGUACUCAUUGAAGUAUUGUGUACAAUGUCCAAUCAUGAAAUUUCGAUUAUUAAACAAGCAUAUGAAGCAAUGUACAGAAGAACAUUGGAAGAUGAUUUAAUUUCUGAUACAUCUGGCAAUUUCAAACGCUUGAUGGUAUCAUUAUGUUGUGCCAAUAGAGAUGAAUCAUUUAAUGUGGAUCAAUCUGCUGCAAUGGAAGAUGCCAAAAAACUUUUGCAAGCUGGGGAACUUCAAUUUGGUACGGAUGAGUCUACUUUUAAUGCGAUUCUUGUCCAAAGAAACAUGGCACAGCUGGAACAAAUAUUCCAAGAAUACCAUAACAUAACAGGCCAUGAUAUUGAGGAUGCGAUUGAAAAUGAGUUUUCGGGCGAUAUUAAGAAGGGUCUCCUUGCAAUUGUGAAGUGUGUCAAGAACAGAGCCGGUUUCUUCGCCGAACAGUUGUACAAAAGCAUGAAAGGCAUUGGUACGGAUGAUAACCGUCUCAUUCGAUUAGUUGUGACACGUUGUGAAGUGGAUAUGGGUGAAAUAAAGAAUGAUUUUGUCCGUCGAUACAGAGAGUCAUUGGAAGAUUUCAUAUCUGGUGACUGCUCUGGACAUUACAAAAAAUGCUUAUUGGCACUAGUACAGUCCUAAAAUAAGUAUUUUCGAUCAUAUAUGGAACUUCCGUUGCAUUUAUCGUCCAACAUACAACAUAUGUGUAUGAAUGUUCAACUCCUUUUCCUCUUAAUUUCUAACAAUUAUGCCAGCGAUAAUAACGCAGAUUUGUGCUUCGAAAUAUAGAUGAAUUUAUUUUUAUAUGUAAAAUUAUAUGAAGAUAUUUUGAGAUAUAUAUACAAGUACUUCGAUGAUUUUAUAAAAUUGACAAUUAUGUAUAAAAUCCAUGGCCAUGUUGAUGAAAACUAAGAAUUGGAAAUCGUAUAAUC
Messenger RNA from Mycetomoellerius zeteki, 2164 nucleotides. Its product is annotated as annexin B11. The record is from RefSeq and is a predicted model, not a curated record. The transcript has 9 exons. The coding region runs from base 252 to 1874 and encodes 540 amino acids. Gene Ontology annotation, molecular function: calcium-dependent phospholipid binding; phosphatidylserine binding; calcium ion binding. Gene Ontology annotation, cellular component: plasma membrane; cytoplasm; vesicle membrane. NCBI's taxonomy places the organism in Eukaryota, Metazoa, Arthropoda, Insecta, Hymenoptera, Formicidae.